AUGCCUGGCAGGGAGGGCUCUGACGGGCCUACCGUCUCACUCUCAUUCGCAAACAACUUCUGGGGCAAAGAUGACGCUGGCGUCGGUCCUCUCCUCGAGCGCAUGCACAAUGCCAAAACCACCAGCGACGAGCUCAAGGCCUUCUACUCCGCCCGCGCCGACAUCGAGGCCGACUAUGCGAAGAGGCUGCUCAACCUUGCGCGGAAGCCACUGGGAUCCUCGGAAGCCGGCACCCUGCGCAUGUCACUGGAUGUCGUGCGAGGCGAAGUCGAAUCAAUGGGCAAGGCGCAUUCACAGAUCGCCGCCCAGAUGAAGAGUGAGCUGGAGGAGCCGCUGAUUGCCUUCACUGGCGGUAUCAAAGAGCGGAGGAAGAUUGUGCAGAACGGUGUCGAGAAGCUGCUCAAGACGAAGAACCAGCAGACGGCAGUCGUCAACAAGACUCGCGAUCGUUUCGAGCAGGACUGCCUCAAGAUCAAAGGAUAUCUCGCACAAGGCCACAUGGUCAUGGGUCAAGAAGAGCGCAAGAACAAGUCGAAGCUGGAGAAGACGCAGAUUCAGAUGUCGAGCGAUAGCACCGAGUACGAGGCUGCCGUGAAGCUGCUGGAGGAAACGACCGGCAGAUGGAACAGAGAAUGGAAGGCGGCAUGCGACAAGUUCCAGGAUCUCGAGGAAGAACGACUCGACUACUUCAAGAGCAGUCUGUGGAGCUUUGCGAACAUCGCAUCCACAGUCUGCGUCAGCGACGAUCAAUCCUGUGAGAAGAUGCGACUUUCACUCGAAGACUGCGAGGUCGAGAAGGACAUCAGCACUUUCAUCCAAGACCAGGGCACUGGACAAGAGAUUCCAGACCCUCCGAAGUACAUCAACUUCUGCCGUGGAGAUCUGGACGACAUUAUCUCGAAUCACGAAUCUGAUAAUGGUGACUACUCUGUCGCACAGUUCCAGCGCACCAUCAAUCCAACCUUCCGAAGCUCCUCACCCCAGCCAAGCACGUUCGAGUCGCACAAUGAUCCGGACUCAAAUCUACGAGAAGAGAUGGGCAUUCCCAAGAACAGGACGACUUCUCUGCAGGCUGACGAUUCAUUCAUGGCUCAAGCGCGAAGCUCACAUGGUAGUCACGCCAGCGCAGCGCCUCCACCUCUUGCACCAAGCCAAGCAUCUGUCCAAUCGAACCCUUACGCAGUUCCAUACGCAGAUGCUCCAACGAUCCCACACAAUCCAUACCCUACCGAUGGGAUGACACAGUUUUGCAGACCUGCUGCGCCUUCGGAGAGGAGUUCCAACCCAUCGCCUAUGCGGCCAGCUAGUAGCGGGAGCAUAGAGCACAGCGACUACUCGGCACCAACAUCAUUCACCAGUGCUGAUCCCAUGAGCGGAUCUGCAUCGCCCACGAAGGGAUACAUGGGCUCCGAUCUCUCCGGUAUCUCCAGCAUGUCAGGUGCAUCUGCAAUGUCUGCAGGCCCGCCAGAAGACAAGCAGGUUCAAAAGAAGAAAAGUGGAUUUUUCAACAGUCCUUUCCGUAGACGCAGUCAGAAGAGCAAAGACAACAUCCAAUCCCAGUCUGGCGCGCCCACGCCGACAGCACGCAACACCUGGACUCCUGCAACGGCUCGCAAAGCAGAAAGCGCUGCCACCAGUCCUGUCAAACCAUUUGGAACUCACAGCCGGGCCAACACGUGGAACAAACAGCCUUCGGUCAGUCCAGAUCCAGAUGUUGACCCUCGUGCAGACUAUCAGCUGGGCAUUGGCAACAAUGUUUUUGAAGUCGAUUCGCCUGCUUCGCGCCGAAAGCCAGCCGCCAGGAACGGACCAGGCCCAGAGGAAGAUCCCAUUGCUGCUGCACUCGCAGAGCUGAAGGGUGUCGCGAAGCACGCUUCUGUUCGACAAUCUGCCGAUCGACAUUAUGGCAUGUCUACUCCGGCACCGGGUACAGGUCGUGACGUUAUGCCAGGCGCAGUGCCGUUGCCUUUCGCUAACAACGGGGCUCGUGGCACGCCACCGCCUGCAUACGAUCCUCCAGUGAGCAGACUUGGUGCACCACAACCAGCACACACCAAGCGUGAAAUGCAGAAGACGACUGAACAGUACGUGGGACAGAAACGGAACAUGUUCAACUCACAGCCUCCACGACCUGGCAGCAGCAUGGGCAGACCUCCUUCCCGAGGAGAGCCACCUCGUGCUGCGUCUCCGCAGCCACCACGAGCGACGAGUCCAAGACAUUUCCACGCUGGUGACCAGCGACAGCAGCCAAUGCGUGCAUCCUCGCGGAAUCCCUACGGCGGCGAGCCGAGACAGCAACCUUAUCGCGCAGCAUCACCCAACCCAUACGGCGGUGCACCUGCUGCAAGUAGACCUCGCGCUGAAUCUUCAAGCCCGGUCAAGCCAGCUGCAGCUUACGGCAACUAUGGCUCUCGAGGUGGUUCCCCAGGCUCCCAGGUUCCCCGUGCAACAUCACCCAAUCCAGCAUACAGCCGUCCCGCAGCUGGAGCCAACAGCCGUCCACCAAGCAGUCGCGGCUCUGAGUAUGCUACGGGUGGGGCUAUGGUCUUGGCUCCAGCUUCACCUGCUCAGGAUCCUUAUGGCUCUCAGCGUGGCGGUCGACCUCAGAGCCAGUAUCAUCCGAACGAUAACACUCAAGUCUCGUCUCGCGUCAGAAGUCAGAGUCAAGGCAUGCAAAGACAAGUCACGAAGGACGGAAGACCGAUCUUGCACUACGCUCGCGCCAUGUACAUGUACCAAGCCGCAAUCCCCGAAGAGCUCUCAUUCACGAAAGGCGACAUCCUCGCCGUCACGCGGCAUCAGGACGACGGAUGGUGGGAGGCUGAGGUGGUGGGCAAAAAUAGUCCUCUGGGUCUGGUGCCUAGCAACUACCUCAAGAGUUGCUAG
Molecule: messenger RNA, 2886 nt
Organism: Fulvia fulva
Lineage: Eukaryota; Fungi; Ascomycota; Dothideomycetes; Mycosphaerellales; Mycosphaerellaceae
Product: Septation protein imp2
Exons: 3
Coding region: 1-2886 (961 amino acids)
Biological process (GO): cytoskeleton organization
Cellular component (GO): mitotic actomyosin contractile ring, proximal layer; cytoplasmic side of plasma membrane; cytoplasm
Molecular function (GO): phospholipid binding; protein binding
Source: RefSeq, a predicted model, not a curated record